This is a messenger RNA of Cricetulus griseus (Chinese hamster), 2661 nucleotides long. The record is from RefSeq and is a predicted model, not a curated record. Lineage: Eukaryota; Metazoa; Chordata; Mammalia; Rodentia; Cricetidae.
CCACCGCGCCCCGCCCCCUUGCCUUACGGGCUCGCUCCCGUGAGGGGCGACGGAGGCGCGCUUGCUCCGUGAGCGGCGAGUGCGCAGGCGCUUUCGGUGGUUCUUUGGGGCGCCAAUUCCGGACGCUGGUGGCUGGCUACUUCUCCACAGACAUUCGAUUUUUCACUGUGUGGAAGCAGAACAUCCUUUACUAUCCUCUCAAGCUGCUAAUUGCAGAGAUGGUGAUAUUGCUUUGAACAAGGAGACAAGUGACGGACUUAGCAGGAAGUAUUGUGGCCCUGGCUUUUGUCUUCCUCCCUGAAUUUGAAGAACUAUGGAAAACUGGUACUGGAUGACACUUGUGGUCUUAAUAGGACUCACAGUGCGGUGGACGGUUUCUCUUAAUCCUUACUCAGGUGCCGGAAAACCCCCUAUGUUUGGUGAUUAUGAAGCUCAGAGACAUUGGCAAGAAAUUACCUUUAAUUUACCAGUAAAAGACUGGUAUUUUAACAGUAGUGAUAACAACUUACAGUACUGGGGAUUGGAUUAUCCACCUCUCACGGCCUAUCAUAGUCUCUUAUGUGCAUAUGUGGCAGAGUUUAUAAAUCCCGACUGGGUUGCUCUGCACACAUCACGUGGAUAUGAGAGUCAAGCACACAAGCUCUUCAUGCGUACCACAGUUUUAGUUGCUGAUUUGUUCAUUUACAUCCCUGCGGUGCUUUUGUACUGUUAUUCCUUAAAGGAAAUCUCACCUAAGAGAAAGAUGGCUGUUGCAUUAUGCAUAUUGCUGUAUCCAGGUCUUAUUCUUAUCGACUAUGGACAUUUUCAAUAUAAUUCUGUGAGUCUUGGCUUUGCUUUGUGGGGUGUUCUUGGAGUAUCUUAUGACUGGGACCUGCUAGGGUCAUUGGCAUUUUGCUUAGCUCUAAAUUAUAAACAGAUGGAGCUCUACCAUUCUCUGCCAUUUUUUUGCUUUUUACUUGGCAAGUGUUUUAAAAAAGGCCUCAAAGGAAAGGGGUUUGUGUUGUUGAUGAAGAUAGCCUGUACUGUCUUGGCUUCCUUCCUUCUGUGUUGGUUGCCCUUCUUUACGGAAAGGGAACACGCGCUACAGGUUCUAAGAAGACUCUUCCCUGUUGAUCGUGGAUUGUUUGAGGAUAAAGUAGCCAAUAUUUGGUGCAGCGUUAAUGUGUUUCUGAAGAUUAAGGAAAUUUUGCCUCGUCACAUCCAGCUAGCAAUCAGCUUUUGCCUUACAUUUUUGAGCUUGCUUCCUGCAUGUAUAAAAUUGACCCUUCAGCCCUCUUCCAAAGGAUUCAGAUUUACUCUGGUUAGCUGUGCACUAUCAUUCUUUCUGUUUUCUUUCCAAGUACAUGAAAAGUCCAUUCUCUUGGUGUCAUUACCAGUUUGCUUAGUUUUAAAUGAAAUUCCUUUCAUGUCAACUUGGUUUUUACUAGUGUCAACAUUUAGCAUGCUCCCUCUUCUAUUGAAGGAUGAACUCCUAAUGCCCUCAGUUGUGACAGUGAUGGCGUUUUUAGUAGUUUGUGUCACUUCCUUUCCACUGUGUGAGAGCACUUCUGAGGAACAACUGCAGCUGACGCCCUUUGCUGUUUCUGUCAGGAGGCGUCUUCCAGGCUUUACGUUUCUUCCCAGAAUUAUACAGUAUUUGUUUCUUUCUUCAGUCAUCACGAUGGUUCUUCUGACGAUUUUGAGUGUCACACUGAACCCUCCCCAGAAACUACCAGACUUGUUUUCUGUACUGGUGUGUUCUGUGUCCUGUAUAAACUUCAUUUUCUUCUUGGUGUACUUUAACAUUGUAAUCGUGUGGGAUUCCAAAAAUGGGAGAAAUCGGAAGAAAAUCAAAUAGCUGUUUUCCCAAACAAAUGCAGUCUUUUGAUUUGUAUAAGCAAGCAUACAUCUUUAGAAUCAUGGUGUCAUAGGAAAAGAAAUGGUCAAUGCCUAUUGUUAUCUAUACAAAUUGUGUAUGGACCAAAGCAUUUGUUAUUUUAUAUAUUUUUUUGUUAAAGCAUUCUGUAAUUUUGUUAAUAUUCUCAGAUAUUUAAAUGAUAAGAGAAAAAAAGUGUCCCAACUGGUUGUGGUAGCUCACAUCUAUAAUUAGUGGCAGGAGGACCUUGGUUCAAGGUCAUCCUUGUUUACAUAGAAAGUUUGAGGCUAGCCUGGGUUACAUGAGACUCCUGUCUCAACAAAAAAGGGAAAGAAAAAAAAUGUCCUUAAUGCCAAUGUCUGAUAAUGGAAUAUAUUCUAAAGAUUAUGGUUUUUAAAAAUUGCAAAUAUAGUGACUUUGUUUAAGAAUUAAGCUUCUGUCUUGUUGGAGUAAUAAGUAAUAAACAUCUUAUUUAAAGAUGUAUCUCAGGGAAUUAACUUUUUUUUCAAUUACUGAGAAGGUGUAUUAUACUGCUUGAAAUUUGAAUAUGCACUAUUACAUAUGCAAAACUGGCAGCCAAUAGAUAUUCUUGUUUCCAAGAAUGUUGUAUCACUUGAUUCCAUUUUUUAAAAAAAACUUUAUUGAAUGUGAUCAUGCCUUCUGUUGGCUUUGUCCUAUAGAUUUGGUUUGCCCUUCCCCUGUGCUUAUUCUUGUCUCAACUGGCAAAAAUCAUGUAUUAUGUUUCACUUUCUCAUGGAAAUCUGUUUUAGUCUCAGAUAAAAAUUAAAGUCACUUUACCACUAGUC